Molecule: messenger RNA, 2613 nt
Organism: Aspergillus clavatus NRRL 1
Lineage: Eukaryota; Fungi; Ascomycota; Eurotiomycetes; Eurotiales; Aspergillaceae
Product: putative pre-mRNA splicing factor
Exons: 2
Coding region: 1-2613 (870 amino acids)
Biological process (GO): DNA repair
Cellular component (GO): nucleus
Molecular function (GO): DNA binding; catalytic activity
Source: RefSeq, a predicted model, not a curated record
AUGUCGCCUUCCUCUGUCUCCGUCGUCAUCCCUCCCCCGACCAUAGACCUGGACUCCUACGAACCCUUCGGCGAGGUCUACUCCCGCACUGUGGACGAGAUCCUCUCCGACGAGGCCAGCUUCGACGCGACAUUUGAUUCAUACACUGGUGCCGAGGUCAUGGGAGAAGCUGGUGCUGGUCGCAAGCGCGGAAGGAAGCGAGGCUCCAACAACGUCGCAGGGCAUACGAAAUCGCCGUACUUCAACACAGGCCAGCGUGCUCAGAGAAGUGCUCCGGUGGAGGAACACAUUUCUGAAACCGAGACCGAGGACGAAGAUGAGGAUGAGGAUAAUGAAGAGGAGGACGAUUCUCCUGCGGCGAUCGACUUGGUGGACGAGGAUAUGUGCGACAUGCACAACAAUAGCACUGAAGGUGUCAUUGACGACGCCACAGAGGCAGAUAUCAUAUUUGCUUCGGUUGGAGUGGACACUCGCUAUGGGCUAUUGGAGUACAUCGCAUCGCAUUCAUUCAUGUGUGAGGGCGUAUACCCAGUCGAACGGUCGAAGAGACGCGCUUUUGUCCGCCAGGUUCGCAAGAAAGCGAAGUCGGCUGGGCUGGACGAAGAGGCUAUUGUGCGGCUGACCCGGUAUGUAAAGAAGACGUAUCUCGAGCUCUACGGCAAGGGCUGUACCGUUACCCAGGGAUCGGAAUACGGGGAUGAGAUUGAUGACGAAGAGGAGUAUGAGCGGAAGUCGUCGAACUUAUUCAAGGAAGAACGGAAGAGGAAGCGUGCCAACGGGGGGAAAGGCAAAGAGAAGUCCAAAAAGAGCAAGAAGGUAUCUACUUGCAUGACCAACGGUCCACCUGUUCGGACAGAUGAUCAUACCGAGCACGAGGUGAUCGAUCUCGACGCUGAGGAUCCUGAAGAUGUCUCGGUCAAUGCCUCUCCUGAUCCUAAGGCCGUGAAAAACUUUCCCGUUCCCCGUGGCUCUAUCGAUGGCAGACGCUUGAGCAUCCCAAAGCCGUUAAAAAAGUCCCUAAGGCAAGUCCAACGGACUCUUCCUUCGAGUGCCACUGCGGAGAAGGGCAGCAGGAACAACAGCAUUGCCCAAGCCCGGAAAUAUACUUUUCACUCGACUUCAGUGUCCCAUGAUGAGCCAAUCUGCUUGGAGAGUGAAAUCGAUGUCAUCAAGGAACCGUUUCAGGUUAUCCCAGCAGCCUCGCGCCUCGAUUCGCCCUCCCCGGAGCCAGAAAUGCCAGAGGAGAGAGCUCGCAGGCUAAAGAAGGAGAGGAACCGCAGGAAGCACGAGGCACGGAAACGUAGAAAAGCCCAGAGACAGCGCGAGAGCAUGGGAUUUACCGAGGUUGAGGAGCCUGCCGUGAAUGAUCCUCCCCUUAAACACACGGCCAACAAGCACCCUUGGAAGGACAGAGGUGUGACCGCCAGCGAUGAGGUGAAGUCAAAAUACUUUCUGUGCGCGGCGCAGGUCGAUGGCGCGGCACCGCUCAUUUGCAGUGCAAGCUCGUCUACAUUCCUUGACAAUUCCAUGAAGACGCAUUGGACCAUUUCGGAAGAUAUUCGGAAUAUCUUGCAAGAAUUUGAUCUGCCGUCUGACUUUCUUGAGUCCGAUGCGGAUUCAGUCCUCAGUGAUGUAUCCAUAUCUAGUGAUACCUUUCUGGAAGAUGAUGACUCUUUUGUGUUACAAACCGCUCUUUACAGAGAUCGAGCCGUGACACCGCUGGAACAGUUGACCCUACCCCCGAUCGAAAUGGAGAUACCCGCAGACCAUCCUCAGCUUCCGCUUUCCGGAACGCUACGUCCAGGGCUUCCCAAAGUCUCACCCUACUUUCCUAAACCACUAAUGAAUCCGGACUCAUGUCUACCUUUUCCCUCUAUUGAUGCACCCACAUUCGGUCUGGUUCAGGAGCAACUUGCGCAUGAUCCUUUCCGUCUGCUUGUUGCUACUAUCUUUCUCAAUCGGACUCGAGGAGGUGUGGCUCUGCCAGUGCUAUUUAAGGUCUUUGACCAGUACCCCACAGUCGAGGAAAUGAGCAAGGCUGAUCUCUUGAGUCUCGUAUCCAUGAUCCAUUGUCUGGGGUUUCAGAACCAACGAGCUCAGAAGUGCAUUGGUCUCGCGCAGACCUGGCUCGCUCGUCCCCCUACGAGGGGAAAGCGAUACCGCAAACUGCACUAUCCCUGCAGACUCGACGGAAAAGACGUGGGCUGCGACGAAUGUAUUGCCGACGACGACUCGCGCGUCGCAUGGGAGAUCGCGCAUCUGCCGGGCGUGGGCGCGUACUCACUGGAUAGCUGGCGCAUCUUCUGCCGCGAUGGAUUGCGAGGGCUAGCCAAGGACUGGAAAGGCGACGGCGCGACCUCAGCGGAUUUUGUCCCGGAGUGGAAGUCGGUCCUGCCGCAGGAUAAGGAGCUCCGUGCGUAUCUAACGUGGAUGUGGCUCAAGGAGGGGUGGAUAUGGGAUCGGCAUACGGGCGAACGAAAGCGAGCGAGUGAGAAGACGAUGCGAGCAGCUCGGCGAGGUGGCGUGGCUCACGAGAUGGAGGGCAACUGGGUGUUGGAGACAUCCCCGGUGAAGAAGGCUGCCAACGGGUUGACGGAUUGGAGUUGGGACUGA